GUGUGGAGUUGAGCGCUGAAGUGAGGAGGGAGCGGCGUAGCAGGUGCAGGAAUAAAAAAACUGUCACUGAAGAGAGAAAGAGGGUGGAGACUGAUGUAAAAUCAGCAGAGGAAAAGAUACAUAUAUCACAGAGACAGAGCGAUAAACACAAGGGAGGAAGCAGUGAGAGAGUAAGAGUGAGGACAGAGAGAGAGAGAGAGAGAGAGAGAGAGAGAGAGAGAGAGAGAGAAAGACACUGAUUGUGCGGAAAUUAUUCAGCGAGAGAGAGAGAGUAGCACAGAGAAAAGAGAGAGAAAGAGAGACACAAGGCAGUGAGGGAGAAAGAGAGGGAUUGUUAGGGAAACAGUUGGAGACUUGCAUUUAUAGAAAGAGCGAGAGAGGAGAACAAAGAGCUGGAAGAGUGCGAGCAUGCUGAGGAGGAAGAGGAGCGUAUCCUUCGGAGGAUUUGGAUGGAUUGACAAAUCCACUGUCACUGCUCUUCGAAACCGGAAGCAAGAGCUGCUGACUAUCAACAAUGUGCCUCUGGCAGACUGCCCACCUUCUCCCCCAAGAACCGCCCCACCCGCCAUGAAGACUGCACAGUUCUUUGAUUCACUAGAAAAGAUGGAGCAGGUGUCAGAGGUGGAUGAGAUGAGGCCAGGCCCACAGAGAGUGAAGGAUGAUUAUAUUCCAUAUCCAAGUAUAGAACAGGUACUGCAGCAAGGUGCACCAUAUCCUCAGGUGAUCCUUCCACAGUUUGGGGGUUACUGGAUAGAAGACCCUGAAGCCUCGGCCAUCACCCCAAACACAUGGGAGAACAGUUGCAAUUAUGAGGAGGAUGGAGAAGGAACGAAUCCAGGUGGCGAAUUUGGAUACCGGCUGGAAAGUAACUACGCCAUACGAGCCUACCGCAAGCACUUUCUGGGCAGAGAACACCUCAACUUCUACUGCACAGCCAGUAACCAUGGCAACCUCAUACUGUCCCUCCGCCAAGAGGAGACAAAGGAUCAGGAGUAUCUGCACAUCAUACUGAGGACACCAUCAAAGACUAUUUAUGACAGGAUUUCUCUCGCAGGUCUGACCGAGCUACCCAGUGUCCCUCAGUUAGCCAAGUUGCUUUGUGAAGAUAUUGUUGGCCUGAGAUUCAGUCCUGUGUUGUACCCAAGGGGUUCUCAGUUGAUAGUGAGCUAUGAUGAGCAUGAGGUUAACAACACGUUCAAGUUUGGUGUCAUCUACCAGAAGUUUGGUCAGACUUCAGAAGAGGAACUGUUUGGAAACAGUGAGGAAACGCCAGCCUUCACAGAGUUUCUCCAAGUGCUGGGAGACUGUAUAGAGCUGCAGGAUUUUAAAGGGUUCCGAGGUGGUCUAGAUGUCUGUCAUGGGCAGACAGGUUCUCAGUCUGUUUACACCGUUUUCAGAGGACAGGAGUUGAUGUUCCAUGUCUCUACCAAGCUGCCCUACACAGAAGGAGACACACAACAGCUUCAAAGAAAGAGACACAUAGGAAAUGACAUUGUGGCAGCAGUUUUCCAAGAGGAGGCCACACCAUUUGUUCCUGACAUGAUCGCCUCAAACUUCCUCCAUGCCUACAUCCUGGUUCAAGUGGAGAAUCCUUGUACAGACAGCACUACCUACAAGGUGUCUGUCACAGCGCGAGAUGAUGUGCCACAGUUUGGCCCUCCCCUCCCAAAUCCACCAGUCUUCAAAAAGGGUCCAGAAUUUCGAGAGUUUCUGCUGACCAAGCUGAUCAAUGCUGAGCUGGCCUGCUACCGGUCAGACCGAUUUGCCAAGCUUGAGGAGAGGACGCGAACAGCAUUGCUGGAUAACCUUCAUAAUGAAUUGCACAAACAGACUCAGGCCAUGCUGGGUCAUGCAGUGAGCAGUGAGGAGGAGCGCAUGGAGAAUGGUGGACAUGGAGGAAUACUGGAGUCUAUCAAGCGGGCAAUGCGUGUGCGCAGUCACUCCAUGGACACGAUGGUGGGCUCUCAAAAACACAGCCGCUCCUCCGCAGGGGGAGGAGUGCCCACCAGUCUAAGUGGAGCGGGCCUCACCCAUAGCAGUGCUGAGUGCAAUAAAAUCUCGUCCCCAGUAUCAUCUACCACUAAAUCUCCUCUGAAGAGUCCAGUCAAAAGACGCUCUGGUCUUUUCCCCCGACUUCACACCAGCAUGGAUGGGCAGUCCGAUCGCUCAACACGAAGUGUGCUGUGUGAUCAGAGGAGUCUGGACAGCGGGCAUCUCUCGCAGGAGGUCAGGUCAGAGACAUCCUCAAACCCGAGCUCUCCAGAGAUCUGCUUGAGUAAAGAUAGGCCAUCUCUGAAACUGAAGGAGUGUAGUGGAAGGCCAGUUAUUUCCCGCUCGUCCUCCAGCACCAGUAGCUUCAGCAGCGCUGCUGGAGAUACAGACACACUAGAGGAAGGAGACCCUAAUAAUCUCCAAGUUUCUCCAACGUUCUCACCUGUGUGUGGUCCCUCUCUGAGUGUGGACAGUCAGAAUGUAGGAACUCCUGUUAUUAUGUGCCGCAGUCCAACAGAAUUCAAGAAUAGGAAUUCCCCCAGAUCCAAUCUGAAGUUCCGCUUCGACAAGCUGAGCAACACAACAGCUCAGGGGCACUAAUGAAAGGACAGAGAAGAGAGACCAGGAGCACUGUGUGAAAUCACAUCAGACACUGGCUGUGGAAUGGGACCGUAACGCACUGAGGAGGAAGGCCACUGGACGUAAAUUAUUUCUAAAGCUUGAGCUGCCUGUGAGGCAGGGUUUGUUGUUGUAUUGCACACACUUUAUAUACACAAAUUAUACACCAUGCUUAAAAAUUUAAAAGUUGCCCCACUACAGAUCCUGCUUGUGUGGAACAUUUUGCCGAUUUCUCUUACACAAAAAAAGGCUUUUGAUAAGUUCCUACAAGGAUGAUGUUAGAGCUUUUGAUAGCAAUAGAUAUAUUUUGUUGACAGUGGACAGUGAUGGUCAUGCAAAUUAGGAUAAAAGCAAUAUAUGUUUUAUUCAAAAGCACAAAACAUUCGCCCCAUCUUCUCAUUCAUCUGCAGCCAUUGGUCAGAUUGUGCACAUUUGUUACAUUUUAUGCUUGUGGCUGGCUAGCCAGCAAGAAACUGCCUCUGCCAAUUCAAGGGAAUGAAAUGAGAAAAUGAGAUUAUUUUUCCUUAUAUCUAUUUCUAUGCUUGGUAAAGGGCAUGCAGUCUGAAGUAACGAGAAGAAGUACAGUAUAGCACAUUAUAUGUAUGUCUAAGGCAGUAGAAAUAACUCUCUAGAAAUCUAGAAAUAACUGAAAUGGGCAUCAACAUGCUUUGCAUUAGCAAAGAUAGCAAAAAUGGCAUCUGAAAAAAAGAUUACUUAAAGGAAGCUCUGGCUGUCAGGCAGGUAAGCCUUAAUAUCAUGUACAUCAAACCAAACUCAGAUAUUCAGCCUUUCUGACUUUAGCUGCACUGUGACAUUACCCAAGAGAAAAACAUUUGAUUGUUAUAUUUUCCCUAGGACUGAUGGAUUGUCAUCAUUUCCAUUUGAUUUAUACAUUAUAUUUUAGUAAUAUUAGACAUGUACACAAUUUUAAGGCAUAUGUCUUAACAGUGGGGGCGGCACGGUGGGUAGUGCUGUCGCCUCACAUCAAAGACGGCCUGGGUUUGAUUGCCGGGUGCCCGGGGUCCUCUCUGUGUGGAGUUUGCAUGUUCUCCCCGUAUCUGCGUGAGUUUCCUCCGGGUUCUCCAGUUUCCUCCCACAGUCCAAAGACAUGCAGUCAGGCCAAUUGGACAUGCUAAAUUGC
Molecule: messenger RNA, 3751 nt
Organism: Pygocentrus nattereri (red-bellied piranha)
Lineage: Eukaryota; Metazoa; Chordata; Actinopteri; Characiformes; Serrasalmidae
Gene: rap1gap2b
Product: RAP1 GTPase activating protein 2b
Exons: 24
Coding region: 409-2592 (727 amino acids)
Biological process (GO): activation of GTPase activity; regulation of small GTPase mediated signal transduction
Cellular component (GO): cytoplasm; plasma membrane
Molecular function (GO): GTPase activator activity
Source: RefSeq, a predicted model, not a curated record